This is a messenger RNA of Linum trigynum, 339 nucleotides long. NCBI's taxonomy places the organism in Eukaryota, Viridiplantae, Streptophyta, Magnoliopsida, Malpighiales, Linaceae. The record is from the annotation of a GenBank genome assembly.
AUGCGGAAAUCGCCCAAAUUCCAUCUAGGUCGUGGCCCACGCAAACCAUCAAUGCAAAUGGAGAAUGGGGCGCUUCCUAGGCCCGAGUCCCAAACCCCCUCUCAUCAGCGGAGCAAGAAAUUGGGACGGAAGGGCGAUCGAGAGGAAGGCAGGGUGAAUCGUGCUACUGGGGGUGUUCUAGCUGCUGCCUCCCAAUUUGUGGGACAACACUAUGAGAAUGCUUGUGAUGCAGGCAGACAGGGGGCACCAAAAAAGGCUAGGGAUGCUUCGGUGGUGGUGUUGCCGAGACAUGCUGACAGUGGCAAGAAGGUCGAGCAGGCGGGAAUGUGCAAAUCCUAG